UUUGAUCAAAAUCAGUUGGUCUUUCUCGGAGGUUGUAGUUUGCAAUCAUGAGUUCAAAUUCAUGGGCUGAUGUCUCUGAAUCGGAGAGGGCACCAUCUGGUGGUUGGGGUUAUUCUCGUCCGUCGCGAACCAACUAUGUUCCUCCACAUCUCAGGAGUCGUACACCAUCUUCGGACUUUGCUGCUCCUUCACCUGGUAAUGAUCGUGGGGGAUAUGAUGGUCCACAUAGUGGUUAUGGUGGUCGAGGCCAAGGUUAUGCUGGUCGAGGAGGUGGUGGCUACGCUGGUAGAGGAGGAUAAUGUACCACCCCCUGUUAAUACAUUUGCAGAGAUAGACCUCGGAGAAGCUCUGAAUCUAAAUAUCCAGAGGUGCAAAUACGUGAAGCCUACCCCUGUGCAGCGUAAUGCAAUUCCCAUUUUGGCUGCUGGAAGGGAUUUGAUGGCUUGUGCUCAGACAGGGUCUGGGAAGACAGCUGCCUUUUGUUUUCCGAUUAUUAGUGGGAUUAUGAAGGAUCAGAAUAUAGAGAGACCACGUGGAGUUCGGGGAGUCUAUCCUCUUGCUGUCAUCCUCUCACCAACAAGGGAGUUGGCUUGCCAGAUACAUGAUGAAGCAAGAAAGUUCUCGUAUCAAACUGGAGUGAAAGUUGUGGUUGCUUACGGAGGAACUCCUGUCAACCAACAGAUUAGGGAGCUUGAAAGAGGGGUUGAUAUUCUUGUUGCAACUCCUGGGAGAUUAAAUGAUUUGCUGGAGAGAGGUAGAGUCUCAUUACAGAUGGUAAGAUUUUUGGCGCUUGAUGAGGCGGACAGAAUGCUGGACAUGGGUUUUGAACCACAAAUCAGGAAGAUCGUUCAGCAGAUGGACAUGCCUCCUCCUGGUGCCCGGCAGACAAUGCUGUUCAGUGCUACAUUUCCUAGGGAAAUACAGAGACUUGCAUCUGAUUUUCUUUCAAACUUCUCGUGCUUCAUUCGGAGGUGGUAAGAACCGGCGGUCUGGUGGACGGUUCGGUGGCCGUGACUUCAGGAGAGAAUCUUUUAGCCGAGGCGGUGGUGGUGCUGACUACUAUGGUGGUGGGGGUGGGUAUGGAGGCGUUCCUGGUGGUGGCUAUGGAGCAAUGCCUGGUGGGUAUGGAACCGUACCAGGUGGUGGAUAUGGAACUGUCCCCGGUGGUUAUGCACCUUAUGGUAGAGGCGGGGGUGCUUACUAUGGGGGAGGAUAUGGAACCGUUCCUAGCCAAGGGUAUGGUCCGGGAGUGGCUAGUGCAUGGGACUAAGCUUUAACUUCAAUUCUUCAAGAACCGAUUAUGUUCUCUCUCUGACUUAUCUCUAUUGUUUAUUAUUAGGGGGCAGCCACCGAUGUGUAUGUUUGCUCUUUAAAAGGUUAUGUAGACACGAAUCGUCUCUUUGUUCACUGUGAAAAAGAAAACUCCUAGUCCACUAUUAUUUUCA
Camelina sativa (false flax) is the source of this 1445-nucleotide messenger RNA. Lineage: Eukaryota; Viridiplantae; Streptophyta; Magnoliopsida; Brassicales; Brassicaceae. The record is from RefSeq and is a predicted model, not a curated record.